AGUGUGAAGCUUUUUUGGAUUUCUAUGAACAAUGAAUAAUGAACCAUGAAGAUCGUCUGUAAGGCUGCCGUCUGGAGCAUGAGCAAGUUAUUGCAGGGGGACAGUUGAGGCAGCUGCUAAUUAAGUAUUUACUCACCAUCUUUUUCAGUUAGGAAACAGAGUGAGGGCGACCUCGAUCGCAUCCUUUCGAUCGGGCUAGCUGCCCGAUCAACUCUCUAUAAACUCGUCGUCGAGUGCCGGAAAUCUGUGCAUUCCGAUGUCUUCUCCUCCAAUGGAUCGCCUGUUCGUGUUCCUCCCUCUGCUUUCGUUCUUCUUGCUUCUUCGCGCUUCGAGUGAUGCGGCCAUGUCUCCCCAGGAAGCCUACUGGCGUACUGUCCUCCCUACCACUCCCAUGCCGAGUGCCAUCGCUGAUCGUCUCUCUCUUGGUGUGACGGUGGGGAGUGAGAAGACGACUGUAAGUGUUGGUAAAGGCGGCGUGCAUGUUAACACUGGGAAGCCCGGCCGCGGCACCACCGUCAACGUCGGCGGCGGCGGCGUACAUGUGACUACCAAGAAGCCCGGCGGCGGUACCAGCGUGAACGUUGGUCAUGGCGGUGGGGGAACUGGUAAGCCCGGUGGCGGAGGCACCACGGUGAACGUCGGGCAUGGCGGGGUGCAUGUGGGAACAGGAAAGCCCGGUGGCGGAGGCACCACGGUGAACGUCGGGCAUGGCGGGGUGCAUGUGGGAACAGGAAAGCCUGGUGGGGGAGGCACCACGGUGAACGUCGGCCACGGCGGCGUAGGCGUGCACGUCGGCCCCUAUACGGGAAAACCGCCGGUAAGGGAACACUCACCUUUCCUUUACGAGUACGCGGCGAGCGAGACCCAAAUCCAUGACGACUCCAACGUCGCCCUGUUCUUCCUCGAGAGCAACCUCCACCCCGGCACGGCCAUGACCGUCCACUUCACUCGACCCAGCGACUUCCGUGCAGCCUUCCUCCCGCGGAGGGAGGCCGACGCCAUCCCUUUCUCGUCGGCUCGGCUCCCGGAGAUCCUCGACCGGCUCUCCAUCAAGCCCGGUUCGCCGGAAGCAGAGAUGACGCUGAACACGCUGCAGGAGUGCGAGCGCCCUGCGGCGCCCGGCGAGAGGAAGGUCUGCGCGACUUCGCUGGAGUCGAUGGUGGACUUCAGCGUCGCCAACCUUGGUACGCGGCGCGUGGUAGCGGCGUCGACGUCGGUCAGUAAGGCAGGGACGCCGCGGCAGAUGUACACGAUCGAGGGGGUGAGGAAGGCAGUGGCGGCCGAGGGGAAGGUGGUGGCGUGCCAUGCGGAGAAGUACGCGUACGCGGUGUUCUACUGCCACACGUCGGCGACGGCGAGGGCAUACACGGUGUUGCUGGUGGGAGCAGACGGGACGAAGGUGGAGGCGGUGGCGGUGUGUCACACCGACACGGCCGGCUGGAACCCCAACCACGUGGCCUUCAAGACGCUGAAGGUGAGUCCGGGGACGGUGCCAGUGUGCCACUACCUGCCGGAGGACCACGUGGUGUGGAGCCGCAGCAAUUAAUGGCAGUCCAUUGCAGCUACGGUAGCCAGAAUAUUGUCGCAAAUAUAUCAGUAUGGUUGUGAGAGUAAUGAUAGUAGAUUUAUGAUAUCUAUCGGUGCCACGUAGGGCCGUACGUUGUACACAUUCUAAUACUAUUUGGACCUACAAUAACUUAAUAAAGAUAUAUAUGUGCCAAAUAUAUUUCAA
This is a messenger RNA of Zingiber officinale, 1732 nucleotides long. RefSeq names its product BURP domain-containing protein 3-like. Bases 257 to 1546 code for a protein of 429 amino acids. The transcript has 3 exons. NCBI's taxonomy places the organism in Eukaryota, Viridiplantae, Streptophyta, Magnoliopsida, Zingiberales, Zingiberaceae. The record is from RefSeq and is a predicted model, not a curated record.